Messenger RNA from Limulus polyphemus (Atlantic horseshoe crab), 2064 nucleotides. RefSeq names its product Down syndrome cell adhesion molecule homolog. NCBI's taxonomy places the organism in Eukaryota, Metazoa, Arthropoda, Merostomata, Xiphosura, Limulidae. Bases 1 to 1149 code for a protein of 382 amino acids. Gene Ontology annotation, molecular function: protein binding. The record is from RefSeq and is a predicted model, not a curated record. The transcript is spliced from 6 exons.
AUGGUUGUAGAAUACGUCUUGUAUUACCGUGAAGAACAUAAGAUCUGGGUCGAGAUUACAGUGAUAUCCAAACCUCUAGAAGAUCACAUCUACACACUCAGUGGACUGGAAUGUGGCACCAGGUAUCAGCUAUAUAUGGUAUCCACUAACAGUGUCGGUAGGAGCGAGCCUAGUGAGAUUUUAACGGCACGGACAGAUGGCGCUGCCCCCUUGUCUCCAUCAAAAGAAGAUUUUAUACAGCGUGACGUCACUUUUGUUAAGCUUAAUUUGUUGUCUUGGCAAAGUGGUGGCUGUCCAAUCAAAGAAUAUUCCGUAAAGCUCCGGAGAAAACCGAUGUCUCAUUGGACAGUACUCAAAGAUCACGUGCCUUCUAGCCAAUCACAAUACGUGUUACAACGUCUCACGCCAGGAAGUUGGUACGAUCUUCAAGUGACCGCUUACAGCAGUGCAGGAGCUACAGAAGCUAUGUAUGAAUUUCAAACUUUCAACGUUACAUUUGAAGAGGAAACUGUUCCCGACUUCUACACGGUCGUACCCACGCCUGCGCAGGUGGAAUCUCAUUUUCCCUUUCUCUUGGACAUCACAAUCAUCGUGCCUAUCGUUACAUCUGCUGUCAUUGUCAUCAUCAUCAUCAUUGUUGGCUGUGUCUUAUGUCGGCGUCGUAAUUCUCAUUACAGUCCCAGUAGUGAUGGUUCUGGAAGUUCCCAUUCUAAGAUUAGACGAGGAAUUGAAACGAUGGCAAUGAAAGAUAUGGAUGGUUCUAACGAGCAUGGUUGCAUGACUGGAGGAGUAUCAAGUGAUGAGGGCACUCAAAGAUCAUCAUCUUCAAACAGCCAUUCACGUCCUGUUUCAUCUGCACUGGUUGCUGGUGGUGGGCUGCCCCACGACCAGGAACUGCACCCCUAUGCCUUGCCCUAUGAUACCAUAGCUGUUCCAGAUUACCACGUUAGUCAGCCCAGCACCUCUAACCCUCGCACUUUAAACCGACGGUGUGGAGACACGAGGGGAGACAACGUAUAUGUAAGCAGGCAGUGCCGUCCUGAUCGACCCUAUGAGGCCUUGAAGCCUGGUGUCCUUCCGCCAUCAACAUCAAGACCAUUUGUCUGCGGAAGAAUACACGAAGAAUCCGACUGGCCAUCAUUCACAUAAAUUCGUUCCAUAAAUAUUUGUUGAUUUAUUUUAUUUUUUAUGUAUUUAUCAAAUAUAGCUUUAUUAGAUAUCGACAUCGUGCGUAGUUCACUUGAUUCAUAAAAGUUUAAUCCCUUUAAAAAAAAGUGUAAAGUAUCACUGGCAUUUAAAUAGUUGAAGUCAAAUGGCCCAUCAUGAUUGGCUAAAUAAUGAAAGCUAGGGCACAAGGAUAACAUAACUGUUAAAACUACUCUUUUAUACUACGGCUCCACCUGGUGAAACUCACCGAAAGUGGCAACGUUUUCUAGACCUGUUACGAAAAAAAAAGUCCAAAGUAAAAUACACAAUCACAAAAGAAAUAUUAUAAUCUCCACACAUUGUAACGUAAAACAUAUAUAUAUAUAUAAUCUGUUUACAAGCCACACAAGCUUCGUCCCUAUUUACUAAAUAUUCGAUGGUUUUCUCCGUGUAAAGAGACCCUACAAGAGAGUAAGGAUUACUCAUGAGCAGACAUUUUCUAUUUGAAGAUAUACUACAUAUUGAUUUACAUAUAAAAGCAAACACACUCGUUGACCAAAGCUGCGAAACUACCGGACAGUUGUACAAUCUCGAUUGUGAAUUAACGGUUUAGAAGGAUGGGAGAAAGGGGAAGAAUAAAAAUCGGUGAGAAGAAAUGUCUCUCUAAUACUCCCCCCUCCCCUCCCAUAGCACUGGCUCUUAAUGGCAACGAAUAAAAUUAACACCAGUGGUUCCAUCUAGCAAAGCAGGGUACUAGCGAUUUUCUUGUUUUGUUUACUUUUUUUUAAAAAAACAAACAAUAAAAAACAAUUUGUUACAGGCACUUGAUGGCGGUGUAGUCGCAUUAAAAGUGUUUAAUGUGGAUAACUGUUUGGUUUUCAAAGUGUUCUGUUUGCGAUUAAUAAAAAUAUUGUAUUA